UUUGUUAAUUUGAUUAUUAUCCACCGGUAUCUACCGCGGUAAAUGAAAUACUUCACUUUGACAUUUCAGGAUACAUUUUCGUGUAGCAUGUUUUGUCACGCGGUGGGUGCGUUCAGUGCUGCCGUUGUUGCAACACUUUGUGAACGCACCCCAGAAAUGUCAGUUUGACAAAUGGUCACCAGUGAACGUAUCCCAGAAAUGUCAUCUUGACAACUGGAUUUUGAUGUUUUGUUUUCCAACCGGGGGUUUUGUUUGCGCCACCAGAUUCGGUGAGUAUUUUGAAAUUCGUUUUUAUAUUUUCCUGAGUAGGUAAAUGAUGUGUCCUUCUCCACCCAGCGCUGAAGCGUCCUUGGUCGACUGGAGGAGAGCAGAGAUGGUCCGGACUGGCCGGCCGAACAUCUUUUCCGCCAGAGACUUGCCACCGAGGUCGCCGAUUGGGAUCGAGCGGUACACUUGCAAAAGCGUCUGCAGUGCUUCCUCAAGUGCCCAGCGUUGGAGUCGAUUCGCGGUGUGCAGUGGAUUUCCCUUCUUCGAGCGGAAGAUGGACAGAAGCGGCUUGUGGUCAGUCUGCAGUGUAAAAUGUCGUCCCAGAAGGUUGUCCGUAAUUGCGCUCAGCGAGUGUGAGCGACCUUGACGCGUGAUAAACUGCCUUGAGUCAGCCAUCAGGGAACUGAUGUAGAAUGACGGCCCCGAUGCCGGUGCUCGACGCGUCCGCUGCAACGAUGAUCGGCAG
Molecule: messenger RNA, 733 nt
Organism: Culex pipiens pallens (northern house mosquito)
Lineage: Eukaryota; Metazoa; Arthropoda; Insecta; Diptera; Culicidae
Exons: 2
Coding region: 314-634 (106 amino acids)
Source: RefSeq, a predicted model, not a curated record